AGAUAAAGUUUUUCCCUUUCCAAUCAAAAUAAAUGAAAUUAGAAACCGUGUCCCACCCAGGCAACUAACCUGAUCACAAACGCAGAUCUUCACCUAAACUGCGCCGUCGGUAACAACCACUGAUAAACGCACACGCUCUCCAUCUUCUUUUCCCUUCUCCUUCACUUCCACCAAACUGAGAAAACACCAUAUUCCAAUUCUACCCCUACCCAAGGCAAUCAUGUACAGCAACAUGCUCGUCAACUGCUCUGGCUGCCACACGCCUCUGCAGUUGCCACCUGGCGCCACCUCAAUCCGCUGCGCGUUGUGCCAUGCCGUCACUCAUAUUGCCGACCCACGCGCCCUCCCGCACCAGCCACACUCAUCGACCCACGCGCCUCCACCGCCGCCGCACACGGCCCCUUCCCCCUACAACCACGCACCGCCGGGCCCCCCGCCGAAUGCUCACGGCCGCAAGAAGGCGGUGGUCGUCGGCAUUUCGUACAAAUACUCCCGGCACGAAUUGAAGGGUUGCAUCAACGACGCCAAGUGCAUGAAAUACCUUCUCAUGAACAAGUUCAACUUCCCCGAAUCUUGCAUCAUCAUGCUCACCGAAGAAGAAGAUCCUUAUGGCCCAAAAUUUCCUAAUAAGCACAACAUGAGGAUGGCUAUGUUUUGGCUUGUACAAGGAUGUCAACCGGGAGACUCGCUGGUUUUUCAUUAUUCGGGUCAUGGGUCACAACAAAGGAACUAUAGUGGUGAUGAAGCUGAUGGAUAUGAUGAAACAUUAUGUCCCCUUGACUUUGAAACACAGGGCAUGAUUGUAGAUGACGAGAUUAAUGCAACAAUUGUCAGACCUCUACUACCUGGGGUUAGGCUGCAUGCACUAAUUGAUGCUUGCCACAGUGGCACUGUUCUGGAUUUGCCAUUUCUUUGCAGAAUGGACAGGAGUGGACGGUAUGUAUGGGAGGACCAUCGCCCUAGGUCAGGUACAUGGAAAGGAUCAGCUGGUGGAGAAGUUAUCUCCUUUAGUGGAUGCGAUGAUCAUCAAACUUCCGCUGAUACAUCUGCACUUUCAAAGAUUACAUCAACUGGGGCCAUGACGUUUUGUUUCAUCCAAGCCAUUGAGCGUGGUCAUGGGACUACAUACGGAAGCAUUCUGAAUGCAAUGCGCACUGCCAUCAGAAAUGUUGGCAAUGAUGGUGAUGUUAUAGGUGGUGGUGUAGUUACCUCUCUCCUCUCCAUGCUAUUGACUGGAGGCAGCGGUAUUGGUGGACUAAGACAGGAACCACAGCUGACAGCUUGUGAAGCGUUUGAUGUGUAUACAAAACCAUUCCAUUUAUGAUAUUUGGAGUUCUAUAUACAAUUCUUUUGGCACUGCCCUUAACCCUUGUACAUGAGUAUAUUAAUAAUUAGAAUGAUAAACGAUAGUAUUAUAAGGAAGUUCAUAUUUUACAUAUAGGAUGUAUUUUACUGAAUUUACAUAUGCCCUUGUGAAUUUGAUCCUGAUCUAAGCUUAUUGUUGAGUUGCUGCAAA
Messenger RNA from Arachis duranensis, 1516 nucleotides. Its product is annotated as metacaspase-1. The transcript is spliced from 5 exons. The record is from RefSeq and is a predicted model, not a curated record. Bases 221 to 1324 code for a protein of 367 amino acids. NCBI's taxonomy places the organism in Eukaryota, Viridiplantae, Streptophyta, Magnoliopsida, Fabales, Fabaceae. Gene Ontology annotation, biological process: proteolysis. Gene Ontology annotation, molecular function: cysteine-type endopeptidase activity.